Messenger RNA from Trichoderma breve, 1512 nucleotides. RefSeq names its product sugar transporter domain-containing protein. The transcript has 6 exons. Gene Ontology annotation, biological process: transmembrane transport; carbohydrate transport. Gene Ontology annotation, cellular component: membrane. NCBI's taxonomy places the organism in Eukaryota, Fungi, Ascomycota, Sordariomycetes, Hypocreales, Hypocreaceae. The coding region runs from base 1 to 1512 and encodes 503 amino acids. The record is from RefSeq and is a predicted model, not a curated record. Gene Ontology annotation, molecular function: carbohydrate:proton symporter activity.
AUGUCUCGCUAUGUCCCAAACUUGUACAACUUCUGGAUUGUUAUCUUCGUAGCUCUCGGAUCUGCGGCAUGUGCUUACAGUAUUGCUGUCAUCGGGUCCACGACCGGCCAGCCGUCGUUCUACCGGUCUCUCGGUCUCGCAAUGCAGGGCGAGCCGGGAUACAGUAGGACAAAUCACUUGAUCGGCGCAUUCAAUGGCGUCAACUCCGCUGGCGCCGCGCUCGGCGCGAUCCAAAGCGCUUGGUUGAUGGAACGAUACUCUCGAAAAUAUACGAUUCAGUUUGGGGCACUCAUCCAGAUCAUCGGCGGUGCUCUCUGCGCUGGUUCCAUCAACGUAGGAAUGUUUCUGGCUGGUAGAUUCAUCGUGGGCUGGGCUAUUGGAAUUCUGUAUACGGCCAUCCCCGUUUAUCAGAGUGAGAUGAGCACCCCUGCCACCCGCGGUUUCAUGGUCUCUAUGCACGGAAUCAUGAUUGCCAUUGGCUAUCUCCUCAGCUCAUGGAUCGGAUUUGGCGUCUACUUCAUCACUGCCAACGGUUCCGACUCCAGCUUCCCAUGGCGUUUCCCCAUCAGCUUCCAGAUCGUCCCAGCCAUCCUUCUCCUGGUGGGCUCGCCUAGGCUUCCAUUUUCGCCCCGGUGGCUCGUUCAGAAAGGACGUGACGAUCACACCAUCUCCAAUCGGGAGUUUGACCAGAUUCGCCAGCAAACCGAGGCCGACCUGGCGGUCAAGGAGCACACCACAUGGUACGAGCUGGUCCGAACUCCAGGCAACAGGAAGAGGGCUUUGAUUGCUGUCUUUCUGUUCUGGGGAAAUCAAAUGACCGGAAACCUUGUCAUCGCCAAUUACGGAACAAUCAUCUUUGCCUCGCUCGGAAUGACUGGGUAUAUGCCUUUGUUGCUUCUGGCUCUCUGGAUCGUCGUGUCGGUUGGCGGCAACACCAUUUGCGCGCUGUUCCUUGAUCGUUUCGGCAGACGAAACUUCAUGCUUGUUGGUAUCGCCGGUAUGUUUGCUGCGCUUCUCGGCGAAUGCAUCACCCAGGCUGUUUCCGUCAACAAUGACCCCAACUCCAACAUCCCUGGAAAACGCGCCGCAGCAUUCUUCCUCUUCUUGUGGAUUGCUUUCUACAGCUCCUGCCAAGAUGGGACGCAGUAUGUCUAUCUUGCUGAGAUAUACCCUAAUUAUCUACGGGGCCAAGGUACUGCGUUUGGCAUCUUCAAUCUCUUCAUUGCGUCUAUUGUCGUCUUGGUAGCCGCACCGACCGCUUUCAGCACCAUUGGUUGGAGAUUUUUCAUUGUCUUUAUCGUGCCGACCUUCUUCUACUUCUGGAUCGUGUAUUUUAUGUUCCCCGAGACUCGCCUCAAGUCCUUGGAGGAGAUUGCAGAGCUGUUCUCCGAGUCCGUUGCGGUUCAUCUCGAUGAGGCCAACGCAGAAGAUGAAAAGACAGAAGGUGUCAGUAUGACAGAAAAUGUAUCAGUGAGCAAGGAUGGAGCAACAACCAAGCAGGAGACGGUUUAG